AUGACUGCACACGGGAACCUCGACAUCCGGCCAACCGUGGCUGAUGCCCAGAGCCUGUUCGAGCAGACAAAGACCUCGAGCCCCAAGCCUACCCUGCUGCCCGUGUGCAUUACGGUGCCUUCCGACCUACUAACACCUUCAGCGACCUACCUGAAGCUGUCAAAUGGCGCCACCGCCGAGUACUCAUUCCUCCUUGAGAGCGCCACAGGAAGCACCGAAACGGUUGGGAGGUACAGCUUCAUCGGGGCCAACCCGAGGAAGGUCAUAGCGACCGGGCCCGGUUACGAGGAUGUGGGGGACCCGCUCCGCGCCCUCGAGACGGAGCUUGGCCAGGACAGGGUGAUCAACAUCCCCUCGCUCAAGCUCCCUAGCUUGACUGGCGGUGCCGUCGGCUAUGUUUCGUACGACUGCAUCAAGUACUUUGAGCCCAAGACAGCCCGCGCCCUCAAGGACAACCUCCAAAUCUCAGAAGCCCUCUUCAUGCUCUACGACAUCAUCGGCGACAUCAUCCAGGCCGUCCCCUCCCAGCGCUUCUCGCGCGGCACCGCCCUGCACCCCUUCAACAUCUACCGCACCCUGCGCACCCUCAACCCCUCCCCCUACCUCUUCUUCCUCAGCUGCACCGACUUCCACAUCGUCGGCGCCUCGCCCGAAUGCCUCGUCAAAACGGACGGCUACGCGCCCCUACCCAUCGACACCCGCUUCGCCUACUCGGCGGCCGAGCAAUCCCGCUCGCGCCCGCGCAUCGUCAACCACGCCAUCGCCGGCACCAUCCGCCGCGGCCUGAACCCAGCCGAGGACGACGAGCUGGCCGCCGAGCUGCAGGCGAGCACCAAGGACCGCGCCGAGCACGUGAUGCUGGUCGACCUGGCGCGCAACGACGUCAACCGCGUCUGCCACCCCUCCACCGUCAAGGUCGACCGCCUCAUGCGCAUCGACCGCUUCAGCCACGUCCAGCACCUGACCAGCGAGGUCUCCGGCCUCCUCCGCCCGGAGUGCACCCGCUGGGACGCCAUGCGCAGCAUCUUCCCCGCCGGCACCGUCUCGGGCGCCCCCAAGAUCAAGGCCAUGGAGCUGAUCUACGACCUGGAGGGCGAGAAGCGCGGCAUCUACGCCGGUGCGGCGGGCUGGUUUGCGUACGACGAGGUGCGCGUCGAGACGGACAAGGUCACGGGGGCGCGCGCCGUGGUUGCGUACGAGGGCCAGAUGGACACGUGCAUUGCCAUUCGGACCAUGCUGGUCAAGGCGGGCGUGGCGUAUCUGCAGGCGGGCGGCGGCAUUGUGUUUGAUAGCGAGAAGACGGAGGAGUGGAUGGAGACGAUGAAUAAGCUGGCGGCGAACUUGCGCUGUAUCGAGUUGGCGGAGCAGUAUUAUGGUGCUGGGGGUGGCCCGGCCGCGAAGUCGGUGCAGGAGAUUAUUGAGGAGGAGAGGCGGAAGGGCGACGAGGCGUAUAAGCUGCAGGCGGGGGCGUGA
Messenger RNA from Chaetomium globosum CBS 148.51, 1473 nucleotides. RefSeq lists its product as uncharacterized. Bases 1 to 1473 code for a protein of 490 amino acids. The transcript has 4 exons. Lineage: Eukaryota; Fungi; Ascomycota; Sordariomycetes; Sordariales; Chaetomiaceae. Gene Ontology annotation, biological process: L-tryptophan biosynthetic process. The record is from RefSeq and is a predicted model, not a curated record.